AUGGCUGGAAGACUGGUGAGACCAUCCUCAACACUACUAAAAACCUUCCAAUCCUGGAAAGGAGGUUCAAUUCGCGUGGAAAAAAAUGACAAAUUGAAAGGUAGACUUGAUGUUGUCCUAGACCGUCCAGAAAAAAACAACUGUCUAUCCGGAGAAAUGAUGAGAGAGUUUGGAGAACAAAUAGAGAAGAUUUCAAGCGACGAGAAUUCAGUUAUUGUUGUUUAUGGAAUUGGAAAGUCAUUCUGCUCGGGUGCUGACUUGGGGCUGAUAAAGGAUAUUUCUGACCAAAAUUUGGGAGUUCAAAUGUUUGAAUACAUGUCAACAAUUCUCAGUCUUCUCAAUUCAUCCCCAGCCAUUUCGAUUGCCAAAAUUCAUGGUCACGCGCUCGGAGGAGCCACAGAAAUAUGCUCGGCAACAGACAUUCGCAUAGCCCAUUCUGACGCCAGAAUUGCAUUUUUUCAAUCAAAAAUGGGAAUCGUUCCUUCCUGGGGUGGCGCUGAGUAUUUGGAAAAGAUAAUGGGAAGAGGUCGAGCUCUUGCUGCUAUGGGACGAGCCAAUGUGAUGUCUGCAGAUGAAGCAAAACAACUGGGUUAUGUUGAUUUUGUAUACGAAACAGAAGAGGAAGCAGAGAGUUUCAUCAGCCAAGUAGCAAGGGGUGGAAAUGUGGUGACCAGAGCUCAAAAAGCAAUGCUGAUUGCAGUCAAGAAAGGAUCACAGGAAGAACAAAAGAAGAUAUUAGAAGACGUUUGGAAUGGAGAAACUCAUCGUAAUGCAUUGAAGAAACAACUGGAAGCAGUCGUCAAGAAAUGA
Messenger RNA from Caenorhabditis remanei, 810 nucleotides. RefSeq lists its product as uncharacterized. Gene Ontology annotation, molecular function: enoyl-CoA hydratase activity. NCBI's taxonomy places the organism in Eukaryota, Metazoa, Nematoda, Chromadorea, Rhabditida, Rhabditidae. The transcript is spliced from 5 exons. Gene Ontology annotation, biological process: fatty acid beta-oxidation. The record is from RefSeq and is a predicted model, not a curated record. Gene Ontology annotation, cellular component: cytosol. The coding region runs from base 1 to 810 and encodes 269 amino acids.